Notolabrus celidotus (New Zealand spotty) is the source of this 2980-nucleotide messenger RNA. RefSeq names its product voltage-dependent calcium channel gamma-5 subunit. The transcript has 6 exons. Gene Ontology annotation, cellular component: AMPA glutamate receptor complex; postsynaptic density membrane. Bases 144 to 977 code for a protein of 277 amino acids. The record is from RefSeq and is a predicted model, not a curated record. Lineage: Eukaryota; Metazoa; Chordata; Actinopteri; Labriformes; Labridae. Gene Ontology annotation, molecular function: channel regulator activity; voltage-gated calcium channel activity. Gene Ontology annotation, biological process: transmission of nerve impulse; positive regulation of synaptic transmission, glutamatergic; postsynaptic neurotransmitter receptor diffusion trapping.
AGAAUACACGGACCGAGCGCGCGGAGAAGAAGAAGAGAAGGUAGAAGAGGAGAAGAGGAAUAAUCCUGCUUUCUUACACAGAGCUUUCUUCGUGAAGCUCUUCUUUCUGCCAGUGGUGCCCCCCCUGCUGUUGAGGCUGUGGUAUGAGCCUAUGUGGCAGGAAGGCGCUGACGUUGCUGAGCAGCGUGUUCGCCGUCUGCGGCCUGGGCCUGCUGGGGAUCGCCGUCAGCACCGACUACUGGCUCUACCUGGAGGAGGGCGUCAUCCUUCCCCUCAACCAGAGCACCGAGAUCAGGAUGUCCCUCCACUCGGGACUCUGGAGGGUCUGCUUCUUGGCUGGAGAGGAGAAGGGCCGAUGUUUCACCAUCGAGUACGUGAUGCCCACCACCAUCCAGAUCACGUCUGAGUCGACUGUCAGUGUCCUGAAGAUGAUCCGCUCCGCCACGCCCUUCCCUCUGGUCAGCCUCUUCUUCAUGUUCAUUGGGUUUGUGCUCAGCAACAUUGGACACAUCCGACCACACCACACCAUCCUGGCCUUUGUGUCUGGGAUCUUCUUCAUCCUCUCUGGCCUCUCUCUGGUGGUUGGUCUGGUUUUGUACAUCUCCAACAUAAAUGACGAGAUGUUGAACAGAACCAAAUCAAACGAGUCGUUCUUCGGCUACAAGUACGGCUGGUCUUUCGCUUUUGCCGCCAUCUCCUUCCUGCUCACUGAGACUGCAGGUGUCAUGUCCGUGUAUCUCUUCAUGAAGCGCUACACAGCCGAGGAGAUGUACCGGCCUCACCAAGGCUUCUACAGGCCUCGCCUCAGCAACUGCUCCGAUUACUCCGGUCAGUUUCUCCACCCGGACGCCUGGGCGGGACGCGGCCGCAGCCCCUCCUCCAUCUCCUCCGAGGCCUCCCUGCAGAUGAACUCCUCCCACUACCCGGCGCUCCUCAAGUGUCCCGAGUACGAGCAGAUGUCGUCCUCGCCGUGCUGAGGCAGAGACGAAGCGGCUGUGUUUCGAUCAAAGUACAUUCAUACUGACCAGCUUGAAUCACGACGAUGACCUGGUUCUUUUUAACCCGCCUGCUGCUGAUCUUUAGUUACACUUUGGGGUUUUGUGGGGGCAAGACAAAAGUUUGAGGUUCAUUUUAUUCUCAGCUAUUGUUUCAAGGACUGAAGAAGAGGAGUGACAGAAUUUGAUUGGAGAGGAGGUUUUUCUCUAAUUAUAGGUGAGAGGUGGAGAGCAACAGGCUGACCUGAGCGGGAACAGGAAGACUGAGAGCUUCAACCUGAUGGCAUUUUAAGAGGUUGAAACUCUGCACAGAUUCAGGCACAGAGGGGUUUUUGGAAUAAGGCAUGCAGACGCAGAGGUUGCAGGUUUCUAAAUACAAACAUUAAAACAUAAGCAGGCAAAUAUCUAUCCGUGAAAUCAUACAUAGAAGUGAAGAGGAAAGUUUGAUGUAUUUUACUCCUUUCAAAUUUAACACAACAUCAAUUCUCUAUUCUCCAUCAGUCUGUCUUUCCCUUUCAAAUCAUGCAUUAGCACCAACUGAAUUUGCAUGUUUAUCUACCAUCCUCAUGUUGCACCUCUCAUCUGCAGCGUGCAACACCCUCGACAGAAUAUGGCUCUUUGCUGCAUGCGUCCUCAUACAAAUCCAAACUGUUCCAGAUGUUUGAUAAGAGAAAAACUCAGCUGGGACUUUUACAAACUGGUCGUUGAAUGUGAGUUUCAAGCAUUCAAACUGAUUAUUUCAUGGACUUACCUUUCACAUGAGCUUUACAUCAACUCCAACCUCUUUUAUCUGUGAUUUUAAAACAGUUUGCACAUCACCCAGUCUUUCAUUUAACAGCUAGGAGUUCUUUUGUGUCCUCUCGAGGUCGACAAAACAUUUAAAGCUUCUUUGUUUUCAUCCGUCACUUUAAUGACACCGAAGGAAGGUUUGUUGAUCAGGCUGAGACAGAUAAUAUAUUCACUCUGAGUCUAUAAGUGUAUAUUUUUACAGAGUAAAAGGAACAGACUGGAAUAAAGAUCAAAUUUAGUCUUUUUAUUUGUUAUAAAUAAAGAAACAUACGUCUGCUUUGCACCAAUUAAAACAUGAAUUAUGUAUAUCCUCAGAAAAUCCUCAAAGCUCCUGCAAAGUGUUUCUUUAAAUGAAAAACAGAGUUAUACAGAACACGGGAUUGAUUGUGGAUAUCGGAUGAAGCUCUGAACCCUCAGAGACUGAGACUCAUGGAGAAUGUGAACGAGUCGGUCAGUAUAUUUUGAUAUGAAGCCGGUGUGAAUGUAAGAAGUUCUGAAGAUGAGAUUUAUUUCCUGCACACAUUAAAUACCUCCCUGUAGAGAUAUAACCACCCAAACUGUAGAAGCAUAUUUUUAUAAUUUCACCCGGGUAAAGGAAUAUUCCUCGACGUGUACCGAACAAAUACACCGACGUCUUUAUCGUGCCAAGGAAGAGUUCCUCCAGGUGAAGUGGCUUAAAGCAAACCUUUGAAUAUCAACAUUUCAUACAGCUGGAAGUGUAACUGAACAUAUUAUACAGAACAUUUGUCUCUUGUGAUACUUUUACCUUAGUUUGAUAUUUAUUAUAAAGUUAUAUUGUCAGUAUUUAAUGUUGCAUGAUGUGAACUUCACUUAUUUUUAACGGCAUGCAACAUUUCAUCAUGUAAACAAACAACAGCUGAUCGGACGUCCUCACGCAGAGUUUUCAUUUAACACCUGAGGAUUAAAUCAAACAUAUGUACACAGUCGUUUUUGUAUAGACAGAAUAUAUAUGUGAAGAUUUGAUGUUUUCUCUGGUAGGUUUAUCUGCAGUGUGUAACAGCUGCUUCGCCUCCUGCGUCACAUUUCUGCUCUGAGUAAAUACAUGUAAAGUAAUCAGAUGACAUCAGUGUCUUUAAUAAAACAUUCCUCUCUGUGAGUUUUUACAAUCUGAGUCAUUUUUAUGAUGUGGAAUGAUGAAUACAGUCUGUAUAUGAAAUAAAGUUUGAUAAACAAUA